Messenger RNA from Alternaria metachromatica, 1494 nucleotides. RefSeq lists its product as uncharacterized. The transcript is spliced from 3 exons. NCBI's taxonomy places the organism in Eukaryota, Fungi, Ascomycota, Dothideomycetes, Pleosporales, Pleosporaceae. Gene Ontology annotation, biological process: DNA-templated DNA replication; DNA repair. Gene Ontology annotation, molecular function: ATP hydrolysis activity; ATP binding; DNA clamp loader activity. Gene Ontology annotation, cellular component: nucleus; Rad17 RFC-like complex; Elg1 RFC-like complex. Bases 1 to 1494 code for a protein of 497 amino acids. The record is from RefSeq and is a predicted model, not a curated record.
AUGUCAAAAGCCGAAUCCUCCAAAGCCGCCGCCAGCAAUGGCGUCAAACCAAACCCCAAUGCGGCCGGCGGUGCAAACUACGAGCUGCCAUGGGUAGAGAAAUACCGUCCCGUCUACCUCGAUGAUGUCGUGGGCAAUACCGAAACCAUUGAGCGCCUCAAGAUCAUCGCCAAAGAUGGCAACAUGCCCCAUAUGAUCAUCUCUGGGAUGCCUGGUAUCGGCAAAACCACAUCCAUCCUCUGUCUCGCACGCCAACUCCUCGGUGAUGCCUACAAGGAGGCUGUCCUCGAACUCAAUGCCUCAGACGAACGUGGUAUAGACGUCGUCCGCAACAGGAUAAAGGGCUUUGCGCAGAAGAAAGUCACACUUCCCCCGGGCAGGCAGAAGCUGGUCAUCCUCGACGAAGCGGACAGCAUGACUAGCGGCGCACAACAAGCUUUGAGGAGGACGAUGGAGAUAUACAGUGCAACAACCCGAUUCGCAUUCGCUUGCAACCAGUCGAACAAGAUCAUCGAGCCGCUGCAAUCGAGAUGCGCCAUCCUCCGAUACGCCCGCCUUACCGAUGCGCAAGUCGUGCGCCGCGUCAUGCAGAUCUGCGAAGCCGAAGACGUGAAAUACUCAGACGAUGGAAUUGCGGCAUUAGUGUUCUCAGCAGAGGGAGACAUGCGACAAGCCAUCAACAACCUACAGUCGACGUUCGCUGGUUUCGGCUUCGUCAAUGGCGACAAUGUCUUCAGGGUGGUCGAUAGCCCGCAUCCCAUCAAGGUGCAAGCCAUGAUCAAGGCAUGCCAUGAGCAGCGUAUCGACGAUGCUCUGACAUCACUGAAAGAGCUGUGGGAUCUGGGAUACUCGUGUCACGACAUCAUCAGCACGAUGUUCAAAGUUACAAAGACGAUUGACACGCUAAGUGAGCACGCAAAGCUGGAAUUCAUCAAGGAAACCCCAACCGCUCUUGAACUACCCUCGCCGGCUAUCCCAUUCGUCACCUCUGAUGUGCAGGAAACCCACAUCAUUCCUGACCUCGACAAAUCUCCACUCUCGAUCGCCCAGACCCCCAAGGAGACGAAGCGACCUCCUCCCAUUGACACCACACGUAACUCGACCAUCGACAUAGCGAAAAUCACCCCACCAGGCCAGACGGACAAGUUCCCCAAAGAGGCUCUAGGUACCUAUACACCCAAAAACGCACCCGUGACAGACGCCAUGAUCGAACGCACAUACCAAAGCAUUCUACGAGGGGACUUCGGCAUCGAUCUCAACACGUUCAAGCCCGACGAGAACGACCCGGAUUACGAUGUACGAAGGCACUUGUCGUUGGUGCAGCUGGCGCUAUUGGCGACGAUGCAGGACGACCACCAGGAUAGGAUUAUCGAGGCUAUCCGCGAUGAUGCCGAGGGUAGUGUCUUCUGGAAGGGACCUGGUAGUGAGGAUGCUGGGAUUGGAUGGCGGAAGGAUGAUGAGGAGUUUAAGGCUGAGAUCUGUAGGCAGCGUUGA